AUGACCCGCAUCCACCUGCCGCCCAUCACCCGCGGCCUGCUGGCGGCCACGCUCGCGUGCACCCUGCUCAACUUUGCCCUGCGCCCGCACUCGACGUGGGUCGACAAGGUCGAGCAGCCGCUGCUCGCCGUGGGCAACGGCGUGCCCUUUCUCGCCAUCGUGCCGGGCCAGUCGCUCGUCUACCCGUGGGUCGUCGGCCUGGCUACGGUCGUCGAGCAGAACCUCGCGGGCCUCUUGGUCAACGGCGCCGCCCUCUUCUACGGCGGCCGCUACCUGGAGCGCGCCUGGGGGGGCCGCGAGUUUGCCAAGUUCAUCGUCGUCGUCGCUGUGCUGCCCAACGUGCUGACGCUCGUGCUCUACCUGGCGGCGUACGCCGUGACCGCUUCGACGGCCCCGCUCAGCACCACCAUCUCCGGCGGCAUCGCCCUCCAGGCCGCCUUCCUCGUCGCCUUCAAGCAGCUCGUCCCCGAGCACACAGUGGCCAUCGCCAAGGGCCUCGUGCGCAUGCGCGUGAAGCACUUCCCCGCCAUCUUCCUGGCCGCCAACACCCUCUCCGGCGUCGUCCUCGGCACCGAGACGGCCCUGUUCCUCGGCUGCUUCGGCUUCCUCACCGCCUGGGUCUACCUGCGCUUCUACCGCCGAACCCCGUCGCUCGACUCGGCAGCCACGGGCGACGGCGCCGUCGUCAGGGGCGACGCCUCGGACACGUUUGCCUUUGCCCACUUCUUCCCCGAGCCCAUGCAGACCCCGCUUGCCCGCUUCGCCGACGGCCUCUACAACGUGCUGGUGUCGCUCGGCGUCUGCACCCCGUUCUCCGCCGACGACAUCGAUGCAGGCAACGACCAGGCCAGCGCACGCGCCGAAGGCGGCCUGCCGAGCAUCAUGAACCCCGACAGCAGGGGCGGAGGAGGAGGAGCCGCGCGCGCAGAGGCCGAGCGGCGCCGGGCACUGGCGCUCAAGGCCCUCGACCAGCGAUUGCACGCUGCUGCUGCUGCUCGCACUGCUGCGCCUGCCGCAUCAGCCUCGGAGCCCUCACACGCCCUCGGCGGGACCAACUAUGAGCCGGAACGACCAGACGCCCCGACCCAGCCUGUCUGA
This is a messenger RNA of Didymella exigua CBS 183.55, 1098 nucleotides long. RefSeq names its product cytochrome c oxidase subunit I. Lineage: Eukaryota; Fungi; Ascomycota; Dothideomycetes; Pleosporales; Didymellaceae. The record is from RefSeq and is a predicted model, not a curated record. Gene Ontology annotation, cellular component: membrane; Golgi apparatus. Gene Ontology annotation, biological process: retrograde vesicle-mediated transport, Golgi to endoplasmic reticulum. The transcript has a single exon. Bases 1 to 1098 code for a protein of 365 amino acids.